CAUGUAUGUGUGCCAUCAUGGCGAAGUCCAGACUGGAACUUAAUUUUGUGCGACUGCUGUCUCGCUGUGAAGCCAUGGCAUCCGAAAAGAGGCAGGAAGGGGAGUGGAGGCUGGAGAAGUUUGUUGGAGCCCUGGAAAAGAUGCUCCUCUUAAUAAAAGAAGACACCAGUAAGCCUGCUCCAGAACUGUUAAUAGAAUAUUCCAGAAAAGUGGACUUCCUGAAAGGAUUGUUAGAAGCUGAAAAGCUGUCUUCAUCCACUGAAAAAGCUCUGGCCAAUCAGUUCCUGGCUCCAGGACGCACACCCACAAUUAAUAAAGAACGGACCCCUGUAACCAAGACUGUUCAUCUGCAGACCCAAGCACGCUGCACUGGAGAGAUGAGGGAUGAGCUGCUUGGCAAGACAUCUCUCUCCCCUAAUGACUCGGGCGAUUUCUAUCCAAGGAAAAGGAAGGGUUCUACAUCUGAUGACAAGCAGUCGGCAGCAGAACUUGAUGCUGUACUUAAACACCAUCACAAUAUGCAGGAGAAACUGGCUGAAGAGAUGCUACGACUGACCCAGAACCUUAAAAAUAAUACGCUGGCAGCACAAAGUGUAAUAAAGCAGGACAACCAGACACUGUCCCAGUCGAUGAAGUUUGCUGACCAAAACUUUGAAAAGCUGAAAACUGAAUCAGACCGACUAGAACAGCAUGCCAAGAAAUCCGUUAACUGGCUCCUCUGGAUCAUGCUUAUUUUUGUAUGCUUUACUUUUAUUAGCAUGAUCCUCUUUAUCAGAAUAUUUCCCAAGCUUCGAUGACACCUCGUGGUCAAUCUGUUUGUCUAGUAUACACAACUACAAUAUUGCCUAAUUGUGCAUAACACAGUACUCCAAAAACAGACAUACAAAAACUAUCUCAUGGUGGGAAUAAGUGACAUUAUAUGUGCCAGAAUAAUGAUCAGAAAAGCUACAUGGAAUAGGUCUUAUGAAAGACUCAUUGAAUCCUUGUGCUUUUAACACUCUCACACACCAGGGUUUUUUUGUUUUGUUUUGUUUUUUAUAGAAGUACCUGACAUGGCUUUUAGUUUUGAUUUAUUUAUAAACGUAUAAUUUUGUAAAUGAUUGGAAGCUUGUCUAGAGGUUCAGAAGGUAAAAACAAAUGUAGCACAGUUUAUAUUGUUAUAUAAUAUGUUAAUAAUGUAUAAUCCUUGCAUUUCUGGACUUAUAUUUGGAAAUUUAUUAUAAAGAAUGCUACAUGGUAGCCAAAUUAUUUUCCAUGUUCUUCUCUAAAGCAGGAAUAGUGAAGAAGUGCGCAUAUACUUAAUUAACUAGAGCUCCCCUGGUCCUCCUUAAUCCUUAUGGCUCUCUAAAUGCCAACUUCAACACAGAAUAUUGAAAUGCAUUUCAAGUUAUACUUAUACAUCUGAGCAUUUUCCCCACAAGCAAACCUUAUUAUUCCAUCGGCCAAGCCACGUGCUCUCCGAUAACCUCUUUGUUAGUGGAGUGGCUGAUCAUGUUCUGAUAUAUGGAUUAGUAAGAUGCACUCAAACCCACAAAGCAUGACCCUUUUCCCAAAUGACUGCAAACUACUGUAAGGGGAGAUGAUGAAAAUAUAAGAACUAUAAACUACA
Molecule: messenger RNA, 1609 nt
Organism: Pelobates fuscus (common spadefoot toad)
Lineage: Eukaryota; Metazoa; Chordata; Amphibia; Anura; Pelobatidae
Gene: USE1
Product: unconventional SNARE in the ER 1
Exons: 8
Coding region: 6-797 (263 amino acids)
Biological process (GO): retrograde vesicle-mediated transport, Golgi to endoplasmic reticulum
Cellular component (GO): SNARE complex; endoplasmic reticulum
Molecular function (GO): SNAP receptor activity
Source: RefSeq, a predicted model, not a curated record